AAUAGCAAGAGCAAGACGCUAACAUGAGCAAUACUGGGGAGUACCAGCCGAGCUACUGACUACUGUACUCGGUGGCUCACGUCACGUGUUGCUUGACGCACUUUCUGCACAUUUGAAACGCGACAUUCCAGAACCAUUUCCAGGACAACGAGCAACUUUCCCCGCCACACCUUCUGCACUGCUCCACAGUGGGCCAUAGUCCGUACAGAGUCAGUAUUCGUAAGCUGUCAUCAUGCCGUCUUCUUGACCCUUCACCUGCUGAGGCAGAAAAGAGAGAGCAAUGGGGAGCCACGAAAGGCCCAUCAGCCCCUUCAUGCCUCGCUCACCUCGCCUGCCCCCUGUUGCCGAGUCCAGCCCACGACCACCCGAUCGCUGGUAUGAUUCCUCCGCCACCACCUCCGCCAGGUCGCGGGGUGAUCGGAGCAGACUGCGGGAGAUGAGCGCUCAUUCCAGGUCAACAGUGGGGGGCUCGGUGGUGAGUCCUAUGUCCCUCGACCCCUUCAGCUCCUAUAAGAUAAACGACCUUAACUCGUUUUCCAUGAAUGACCAGCGCUGGACACUACAGAGGAAGAAGAUUGGCUUAAAGCGCAGAACUAAGGGAGCACAGGAGAGGCGCGUCAAAAGUAGACAGACCCAGGAUAUCAACCUCUCCUUCAUGCAUUCCAACUUCACCCGCAAGGAGUGUAUCAGGUAUGUGAAGAAUGCCAAUGCGAAAGUUGAAGGCUCGUGUUAUUGUGGCCUCCUGCAGAAUGAGCACAUCCCCCUCUCCUCCCUCCUUACUGCCCCGCCACCACUUAAAUCAGAGGAUGGUACCCUCAUGAACAUCCAGGAGAAGGUUGAUCGGAAGCAACAGCAUAAGACCUCUGGCCUUGCUAACAACAUCUUCAACACACUCAGCAGCUUGACCAGAGGGAAUUCUGUCCAGCUGUCAUCCGUUGCCGAGACCUCCAGCCGCCCACCCACCGCCACCUCCAAACUUUCCCUGCAGGAGUUGGAGACUGGGGUUGGCCAAGGUGAAGACAACAGUGUGUUCUCAAGGGAAAACAUCCUUUUGGCCAACGGUGUUACGUCAAGGUCACGGUGCAAUGUUAUCCAACCUUCAUCAAGGCCCAACACAUUGCCCCGGAUAGUGAUGCCUGCACCAGACAGUCCCUGGAGGCAAGAUACCCACCUGUAUGAGCUUCCCACCAAUGCCUAUGGCAGCAUUACAUUCAUGAAUGAAACAGCUGGAUCUAACAAGCCAUCGAAGUAUGUGCGUCUGUCAUCAACUAGUAAUGUGAAGAAUGUAUUGACGCUCCUCACUGACUAUUGGUGUCUAAUGGAUCCCAACCGACCCCAGCUGGUCAUCUCCGUCACAGGUGGUGCUAAGAACUUCCAGCUGGAUGGCAAGAAGAAGGAAAUAUUCUCUUCAGGUCUUAUAAAGGCCGUGAAGUCAACGAAUGCAUGGCUCCUGACGGGGGGGAUGCAUGUGGGGAUCAUGAAGAGUGUGGGAGAGGCCGUCAACCGGGGCCAGUUCAUCGUCAAGAUAAAACGGAAGAACUUCUUUUCUGAGGAACGUGUGCACAUGAUACGAGGCAUCAGGUGCCUGGGUGUGUUGCCCUGGGGAUACAUCAAGAACAGGGAGAGUCUCAUGAACAGUGACGUCAACCAGUUUACUUCUGUCAAGUACAAGGUGGAGGAGAAUGCUGCCCCAUUAGAGCCAGUGUCACUUGAUGGAGAUCACACCCACUUCCUCUUCGUCGAUGAUGGCCACAGGAACGUUUUCAGGGGUGUUGAUGACUUCAGGACUCGCCUGGAGGAGGGAAUCCGGAAGCCAGAGCCAGAGGGGCUGGGGGUGCCAGUGGUGUUGCUGCUCCUGGAUGGAGGUGUCAACUCCAUCAUCAAGUGUAACUUGGCCCUAAAGCGUGACAUACCCAUCGUUGUGGUUGCUGGCACUGGUAGGGCUGCUGAUCUACUUGCCUACGCUGUCUCCAUGACCAUUCACACUCCCAGCGGAAGGUUCAUCAUGCGUAAGGGACACCGGGCACAGCUCGUCAACAGAAUCUCCAUUACCAUGCGGGAAAUCAAAUCUUUCCCUGAGAAACAAAAGUGUGCAGACCUGCUGAUUGAGUGUUGCACCAAAGUCAACAUGAUUACAAUCUUUGACAUCAACUCAAAUGAGGACAUGGACAAGUAUAUCCUGUAUGCUUUACUCACAGGUGAGGAUGUAACAUCAAUGCAGGAUCAACUGAGCCUGGCACUAUUAUGGGACCGUCCUGACAUAGCGGAGUGUGAGAUUUUCCCUGCACAGAAAAAUUGGCCAUCAGGUGCACUGGAGGACCUGAUGACUACUGCUCUUCUGGAGGAGAAGGUGGAGUUUGUUAAGCUUUUCACCAUGAACGGUUUGGUCAUGGCAGACUACCUCACCGUCAAGAAGCUCCGACACCUGUAUAAUGAGGCAUGUAUACCCAACUCCCACCUGAUGAGGCUGCUACAGCGAGCAUCACAAAACAACUACCACUACCUGUUCCAUGUUCACAACGUCCUGCAGGCCAUGAUGAGGCGCCACCAUGACGACAUCUACACCUCAGACACCCCUCAGGCCCAGUCUGACAAUCCAUCCAUUAACUAUCUGACCUUUGAGGACCCUUACAUGGAGCUGCUUCUGUGGGCCAUUUUCAGCAGACGUGCCUGGUUGGCCAAUUACCUGUGGCAGCGGUGUAACUCACCACUGUGUGCCGCCAUUGCUGCCUCUUGCCUGUACCAAUCACUGUGGCGUUCUCUUGGGGCCAAGAACACAGACAUUCUUGAGGAAUACAAUAAAAACAAGAACACCUUUGAACUAUUUGCUGUCAAUCUGCUGGGUGUGUGCUAUCAGCAAGAUGUAAUCAAUGCCUUGGGCCUGGUGGAGCGAAGGAAUGCCAAAUGGGGCAACAGUGACUGCCUUGAGUUGGCAGUCAUGGCCAAUGACUUGAUCUUCAUCUCCACCCCUGCGGCCCAGGCCAGUGUAGAACUCAACUGGCGGCGUGGCAUGAGCAGGGCGCCCUUCUUUGCAGUUAUGAUUGCCAAUGUUUUUCCACUUCUAAUUUUUUGGCCACGUUUUUUUCGUUUCCAAAAAUUGGGGGACAACGGAGGAGAGCUGACUAUCCCACAGAAGAUGGUCGUCUUCUACAAGUCACCCAUCUCUAAAUUCUGUGCCCACUCCACUGCCUUUGUGAUUUUUCUUAUUGUAUAUGCUUAUGUUGUCCUCUUUGACUUCAAGUAUGAGAUGUCAAUUACCGAAAAGUUUCUCUUUGUCUGGAUAUGUAUCUACGUCAUUGAUGAAAUCUCAGAGAUAAUCUCGGAGCAAUCAUUGACUCUGCGAGGCAAGAUAUCUGACUGGGCAGGCAGUGUGUGGAACAGAUUUGACAUAGUUGCUUUCUUCCUGGCCUUUCUGGCACUGGGCCUGCGACUUCAUCGGCAGACAUUCAAGUGGGGACGCAUUGCUUAUGCCGUCAACACCAAUGUCUUCUACUGCAGACUCUUCAGGAUGUACCAUGUUAACUAUCACCUGGGCCCUAAACUGGUUAUCUUUUACAGGAUGAUAUCAGAGGUGCUGGUAUUCCUGGCUCUCUUGGUGAUCUUCAUCCUCGGGUAUGGUAUAGCAUCCCAGGCGCUGCUGCACCCCUCACGCGAUGCUGGCUCUCUCAACUCCACUUCUGUAUCCAGCAUCAUGGAGGAUGUCCUGCUUACACCCUACUGGCAGAUGUAUGGAGAAUUGCUGCUGGAUGAGGCAGAAGGAGAUGACCAGGAAGUAUGCCAUCAGAAAUCAUGCCUGAUCAAUGAGUUUUGCACUAAUGCAACAACAACAUGUAAGGAGAAAGUGUCGUGUGUGUGUGAGUCCUCGAAGGACUAUUCCUGGGUCGUCAACCUCAUGCUCUUCUUCUACCUCAUCAUAGGCAACAUCAUGCUCCUUAACCUCCUCAUUGCUAUUUUUACUUACGUGUUUGAUGAGGUGCAGGAGAACAGUAUGGAGAUCUGGAAGUUUGAGAUGUUGCGACUGAUCCGGGAGUAUGACAUGAAGCCGAGCCUGAUCCCACCAUUUGUUGUGCUUGAAUACAUCUGGCGGGUCUCCAAAGGCACUUGGAAGCUCUUUUGUCGGAAACACCGGGAGAAUUUGGAAGACUACAUGAAGAGCACAUUGGAUUCACUAAGGAUCUUUGAGAAGGAGGCCAUCUCUACCUACCUGGUCAGGAUCACCUUGGAUGAGGAGUGCAGUGUUGACAAUCGUGUGAAGAGAAUGUCUGAGAAAAUUGACAAAAUAACAAAAUACAUUGAACAGAAGGGAGAGAUGGAGGAAAUUGAAGAAGACCUGGAAUGGAUCAUACAUGAGACUGAUGGAUUGAAACAGAAUAAGGGCCAGUCUAUAUUACUAACCAAUCAAUCAUCUGAACAACAAAAUACAAACAUAGAAAAGCUAAUCUCUAUUCAGCAUCAGAAGCAUCCCACAGACGGCGUGCAGGGACGAUCAAGAGUGGAGGUUAUGAUGGAUGGGGAUGAUGAGUCUAAUCAGGAGGACGAGAAUGAGCUUGAGGACCCCCCUGCUCAGGAAGUCUCUAACAAGGAUAUAGAAAAAGAAAUUAAACUCUUACAGGCAAAGGUGAUUGGAGGUCGGCCAUACUCCAGCAGGUCCUGUGCUGGUACGCCGAGCAUUGCCCAUCGCCGGAACAUGGACCAUUUGGCUGGGUUGACUACACGUCUGGAUGACCUCCACGAGCAGCUGCACCUCUCACAAACCACAUUCAACACUAUGAUGAAGACUAUUAUGGCUAGACUUGACAGCAUAGAAGGUAAAAUAUGAUUGAAAUGAAACAGUAAUAGGGAAGAGAGAGUAUCUAAUAUAGUUCAGAGUUUUGUAUCUGCGAGUAGUGUAUUGUAUAUACCACUAUGAGUGUAAGGUUACUCUCGGGAGCAUGCUGGUAUGGGUACAUGCACUACUUGUAUGGGCAUGUACUGUUAAGGGCAUGUAUGUGUAUGAGUACUUCUCUGUAUGGGUAGUUACCAAAAUGGGUUCUUUCUAGUAAACAGUAAACCAUAUCAAUAAUGGACUUCUCAGUACUGGAUAUUCCCAAUAAGGGACAUCUUUUUGUCCAGUAUAGUUAGCAGACUCAGUCAUUAAGAUCCAAUAAUGGGAUCAUUGUCCAUUAUUGACCAUGUGUUAGAUAAUUCAGGAUGGAUGAGCAUCUCAGCCAAUAUGUAGUGUUUAGAUUUAUUUGUAAAUAUCUUAAUAUCUGGUGGGUUUGUAUUGAAAAUACUGUAGUAAUUUAUGAAAUGCUAUGUAAUCAGAUUUUUAAUAAAAUGUUCUUACAAUAAGUAAUAUACUGUAGUGUAUUUGACUUACAUAAGUUCAUUGUGUUGUAUGGUACAUAUGUUAAGUGUACAAGAUGAACUAACACUCCAGCUACCAAUUUACAGUGUGUGGUGGGUUUGUAUAGACGAUAGUAAUUUAUGAAAUACAGGGUGUCCAUAAAGUCCCGUUCUGAUUUCAAACACAUUAUAUGCAAGCAGCACAAGAUAUUGAAGUGCCUAUUUUACAAUAACUUAAGAUGAGAAACAAAACUUGAAUAGUUACUUUUUCAAAUGCAAAAAAAAUGCAUUUCAAUAUUUUAUGCUGCUUAGAUUAAAUAUUAGUGUGAUGAACUUCUGUAAGCUCUGUGUAUAGUUUUGCACGAGCAUCGGUUUGCUGUUUGGCUUUGUCCUGUAAAUAUUCUGUCUUGAGAUUUUUGUGUAUCUGCAAUAUCUUUGUUACAUUGCCAUAUUUAUGCCAGGCCAGCAUAAAGAAGUGCAAGUACUGAAGUCCCAUAAUGAAGGUAAGUUAAAUUUCUAUAGCUAUUAUUGUACUGUACAAUACAGUAUUCUUUAUCAUUAUGUGUGUUUUGAUGGUAAGGGAAGAUAUAAUAAAGUUUUUUCAUACUAUACUGUACAGUACUGUGUUAUUUUAGGUAUACACGGGGAGAGGGCUCACCCAUUAAGGGAAUCCUCCCAAUGAGAGAUUGAGCUUGCGUGAAUUGGUCUGGGAUUUGGGAGGUGUUGGUACACCUACAUACUGAAAUGGGUAUGGAUGUACACUUGUACAUCCUGUUUGAGUAUAAGCAGGUACAGUACUGGUACCGUAUAGGUAUGUAUGGAUGUGGGUAAAUACACAUGCCUUAAUUUAUUUGAUAGAAUUUUGUAGAAUUUAAUACAGUAGAGUAUACUGUUAAAUACUUAUUUGUAUCUAAUAAGAAUAAAAGUUACUGUACAGGUUGCCCUCAUAUAUAAGGGGAAGUUGAGUUCCUAGAAAAGCUGUUAUAUGUAAAAUUGGUGUACUGUAAAUGAAGACCAGUUACAUUGAACAGUAAUAGGAGGAUCACAUUUCCAGCUGCACCCAAUGAUUUGUGAGGAGCUUUGUGAUUUGUUGUGGUUAAGAAUAUAAAGUACACGAGUUAAGAAUAAAAACUACGUUAG
Molecule: messenger RNA, 6465 nt
Organism: Homarus americanus (American lobster)
Lineage: Eukaryota; Metazoa; Arthropoda; Malacostraca; Decapoda; Nephropidae
Product: transient receptor potential cation channel subfamily M member-like 2
Exons: 30
Coding region: 281-4819 (1512 amino acids)
Biological process (GO): calcium ion transmembrane transport
Cellular component (GO): membrane
Molecular function (GO): ligand-gated calcium channel activity
Source: RefSeq, a predicted model, not a curated record